CAUUAUAACAAUCUCUUUUUUUUGUUAUUUAUACUUGAGCCUAAAUUUUAUUUCACUUUUUUAGUAAUAAUUUUUUCAAUAAUGGAUUCUCUAUAUAUUCUCUCAUAAUCAAUUCGGAAUUCCUGAUAGUGCGAAGAUGUCGAAAAAGUACCAGGACUUUCAAGAUCUCAGCUUGAGACAAAAGAGGAGACGCCUAUCUUUAGUGCGUCAAAAUGCAGACAACUUUGAGAAUACUGAUCAUUCUGACUCCAGUUAUUAUGAACAAUCCGAGAAUGAAGAAGCUUCUAACUAUAGUCGAGAUGAGGAGCCUAACAAUGAUCGAAUUCCAAGUUCUGCUUCGUCUGAUGCCCGAAGUAAUUCAACAAUUUCUGAGCAAGAAUUAGAAGAUGAUAGUGAAAUGCGGUGACUACGAGUUCCAACGAGGGAUACACGGAUGAUGAAGUGGAGACCGAUAAUAUCUACGUUAAUAAUAUUCAGCAAGAAAAUGAUGAGAGUAGUGAAGACGAGAACCUAGAUGUUAAUGUUCCUGCAAAUCCGGCAGAUUUGAAGAAAAGGGCUUUAAGAAAUACACUUUUGGCCGCUAAUAUAAAUCAUACCCAAGGAAAUUUAAUAUUAAAAACUCUACGCACGUUUCCUGUUCAACUUGACAUUCCUGCCCAAGGACAUUAGAACUCUAUUAAAAACUACUAAUGUUGUGGCAAGUCAACAUGUUGUACAAAUGGCUGGGGGUGAAUAUUUUCACAUUGGAUUCAAAUGCAAUAUUAUCAAGAAGUUAGAAACACUUCCUGAUAAUACGUUGCCCGAAAUGGUGAUAAUUGACCUGAGCACAGAUGGCGGCAAAGCAGACAAGGGCGCUGAUCAGUUUUGGCCACAUCGCAGUUCCGAAUUUGUAAUAUAGGCGAUAAGAGGGAGAUAAGGAGAUUCGUGAUAUAAAUGCAGAGGGUAGAAUUGAAAUAAGGGGUUGACAAUUACCUUUGCAUAUUCGCUGUUUUAUUGCAGAUGCACCUGCCCGUGCGUUUUUUUAAACCACGUGGGCCACAAUUCUGCUCCUCCGUGUUCCAAACGUAAGGUUGAAGGUCAUCGAUCUACUGUACCAGGAUUUCACUCAACCAUGGUUUUCCCGGGCACGGGGCAUGAAGAGAAAACAGAUGUAGAGUACGCGAAUCUUACAGAUGAAGACCACCAUAAAGGGAGAAGUCCUUUGUCUCCAAUUUUAGGUUAGGUAUCACGUGUUCCAUUCAAAUGUAUGCACUCGGUUUGGCUUGGAAAUGUGAAGAAACUUUUAGAGGCAAAAGUGGGUGGAAAGUUUGGCCAUCAAAGAUUCAAUGGUAAGAAAUUGGAUAUUCUCGAUUCAAGAUUAACAUUACUUGCAUCCUACAAACUUUCAGAAUUUAAUCGACCCCCAAAGCCAAUAACUGAGAUUCACAGUUAUAAAGCAACAGAAGUUCGAAACUUCUGCUGGAUACGAAUACAAGUGUUUUCAAGAAUGUUUUUCCAGAAUAGUAUUACGAUCACCUGAUGAUAUUGAACAGUGUAAUGCGUCUUCUUAUAUCUGAAGACACACAGCGGGAAUUUUAUCCAUUUUGCCAACAGUCUUUGGCAACUUACGUUCGGUCAUGCGAAGUAUUAUAUGGGGAGCAAUUCCUGUCUUACAAUGUCCAUUCCCUUUUGCACUUAGUAGUCGAUGUCGAGUUGUUGGGUGGUUUGGAAAUAUUCAGUGCGUUUGGGUUCGAGAAUAACAUGCCAGAAUUUCGAAAGAAUAUACGGAAACCUGACCUUAAACUUCAACAAUAUUUCAAAAGAUUACACGAAAGAAACGAACAAGCUCUAGCGCUAUUUCCUGAUGAUAUUAUAAUUCAUCCAUCACAAAGUCAUGCUCAGGGAUCUCUUACCGAAAAUAUUUUUGCAGAAAAUUGCCAUCAGUUUUACAAGUUAGAAGUUGGUAAACUAAUAUUUUCUAUCACACUACGCGACAGCUGCUGUUUUCAUCAGAAUUCUGAAAUUUGUCUGAUCAAAAACAUAGUAGAAGUUGAAGAAACUAUAUUCUUAAUUGUUCAGAAAUUUCGAACGAUGACUGCAGUUUAUGAUGUUGGACUAACAUUAGAUUCUGUGGACAUUUGUCAUUGCUGUGAUUUAUCAGUUGCUGUCGAGGCGGUUAAUCUGGAUCAGGUUAAAAACAAGGGCUAUAGAUUGCCUGUAUGGAGUGCCACUGAAGGAGAAGAAGAACGCAUACUCGAAAAUGAGUGGAUUUGCAUCAGCUUAUUAACCCUCUACCACCCAUAGUGACAUAUAUGUAACGUUUGGAAUACUUGAGUUUUUUUAAAUAUGACUUUGAGACGAACAGCAAUUUUUAACGCAAGGAUUUACAUGAAAGUCAGGACGGUAAUGAGCUAGAAUUUUAGUUUUUUAUAUACUCCGCCACAGGAAUUUAGAAAAAAAAGAAAGUUUUAAGGGCGGUAGGGGGUUAACACCAUUCAUACUUCCCCAUUAACAAAGAUGAAUGAAGUUUCAGUAGUUAGAAAUCAAAAUAAUUAAAAGUGUAAGUAAUAAUCGUAAUUCUCUAUCAUAGCACAGUGAUGGAUCCAAAAAUUAGCAAAAUGCUGAAACCUAAGAGAAUGAAAAUCACAAGUAGUGGUAGAAUUAGCGUACGUCCGAAAAGCCAUUUGCACCACUUCGGAAGAUGAUGUACCUUCAGCAAAGAAAUCGAAAACUUAUAAGUCUAUUUAGGAAGAGAAGGAAUACUCGAGAUGUCAGUUGAAACUAUUAGGGCAUCCUAGAGAUUUGAUUGAAAAAACGGGUGCUGAUCACACAAAAAUUAAUCCAGAGAAAAAACAAUGUAUCAAGUAGCAAGACUUCGAGCAACUCUUCCAGACGAAAUUCUUAAACUCGCUUUGUAUGUCUAGAGAAGUCAAAAAGCAAGGCAAAGAUAUUAUUAGGCAAUAUUCAGACAUUAAAAAGGAAAUUGUAGGUAUGAAAAAGGAAAUUGUAGAUAUUAAAAUAUCAUUGCAAGAACAGUCUCAAACAAGUUCUGG
This is a messenger RNA of Belonocnema kinseyi, 3032 nucleotides long. RefSeq lists its product as uncharacterized. The transcript has 2 exons. The record is from RefSeq and is a predicted model, not a curated record. Lineage: Eukaryota; Metazoa; Arthropoda; Insecta; Hymenoptera; Cynipidae. Bases 1519 to 2283 code for a protein of 254 amino acids.